Messenger RNA from Triticum turgidum subsp. durum (durum wheat), 1563 nucleotides. The record is from the annotation of a GenBank genome assembly. NCBI's taxonomy places the organism in Eukaryota, Viridiplantae, Streptophyta, Magnoliopsida, Poales, Poaceae.
AUGACGGCGUCAAUAGAGCGAACCACGUCAGGUGCACGGCGUCAGGGCACAAUGAUGAAUUUUACGGAGGAUGCUCCUGUAAAGAAAUGCUCUGUUCUCUUAACAAGGAUGGAAAGUAUAACGGCAUACAAAAACCAACGUGGACAACCCAAAUCUGCAACUCCAGAACAAUCUGACAUUCCAGUGUCUGCUAAUGACAUGUGUUCCCUUGCUGAAUGGCCAUCCCAUGCUCGCCGCAAUCGUGCGCGACUACAGGAUGAAGCUGGUGGACAGAAGAAGAAAGGGCGAGGUGUUCUAAAAGGUUUUAAAGCAUCUAAGAAGCGUUUUGCCAAUGGAUCUGCAAAGCUAAAUAUUACAUUCUCUGAAAAAUUGGGUGGUACAGUAGGAAUGAACUAUCGUUCGUUCAAGGAUGACGUGGUUGUCAUAAUGAAAAGAAAGUUACCACUCAUUGGAGUGAGGACGUGGUCGGACAUUCACCCUACCAUUCAUCGACUCAUUGUUGCAGAUAUAAUAGACAGAUGGGACCUGGAAGAUACACCAGAAACAGAAGAAAAAGUUCUCAAAAUUGCGAAAGAGAGAUAUAGAGGCUGGCGAUCAACUCUAAGCUCCACUUACAAGGCAUACAAAACAGAUGCAGCUAGAUUGGCUAAUCUGCCUGAAGAUUUACAACCAGAAGAGUGGGAAUGGAUGAUUGAGUACUUUGGCAUUGAUUCAAAAUUUCAGGAACACAGCCAAAAGAACGCUGAUAACCGUAAGAAACAGAAGACAAAACAUAUAAUCGGAACAAAAUCUUACUCGCAAGUUAGUUUUGAGAAGAGAAACUUAGAAACUGGAGAAGAGCCAGAUUGUAUUGCUCUAUGGGAACUCACCCACACAAAUAAUGGAACAUGGUCUAACACAGAUUCCCAGAAAGUUUACGACCAAGCACUUGAAGAGGUUAAAAACAAAGAAGCUGAAACUAAAGGUCCACUUUCAAGUGAGCAGAAAAACAAUGUUUUCCAGACCGCUUACAAAGACACUCUAGAAUGCAAGUCAUCGCAGCCUCGUGGGUACGGAUACAUGGACAAAACUUCAACUGGUUCUAAAAAGUUCCGUAUCCAGAUUGAAGAGCAAGCUCGUGCUACAGCAGCCACCCAGGAGCGAAACUCUCAGCUCAGCCAGCAGGUCAAUGACUUAGAAGAUCAACUACAAGCUGAACGUGCUAACACACAAGAGAGGAUUAACUUGGAGCGUGCUGAGAGAGAACAACUUGAGGAGAGGUUAAAAGAAGAGCGUGUUGAAAGGGAAAGAUUGUUGCAAGAGGAGCGAACAUCAAGACUGGAAUUUGAAAAAAACAUGAUGGCAAAGUUUGUAGAAUUGAGCAAACAGAUAGAAACCCAACAGGUUCCUACGAAGAGGGUUGACAAAGAAAAUAGUAAUCCAAACUUGCAAAAUAUUCUUUCACAGACAUCUAGUCCUAAUAAGACUCCAGGUUCAAGGCCGACUGCUAUUUCUUCAAAUGCGCUCAUACAAGCUGCAGCAAGGCAAUCUCGAAUGUAUAAAGCAAUGGAUCCAAAGAACUAG